UCGCUCACAUCGACCUCAUUCAACAUGGCCGGGCCGGAGAGCCAUGGCCAGAGCGCCUUUAGAGAGCACCUCCCGGACCCCUCGUCGCCGCGGUUCGUGACCAUGCGGUCCCAGGACCCGCGUCAGUACGCGCAGACGUUCAGAGACGGGCGAUCGCCGCCGUGGCUGCACGCCCUGUACACCCACUGGCAGCGCCUCCACGCGGAGCCCUUCAAGGGCAUCACCUCGGACGGCGUCGUUCGGCCGGGGCUAUUCGGGCUCGAGGAUCAGGGCGUACCGAUCGGACGCAUCGUCGACGCGGCGAACUGUGCUGUCGCGGAGAUGGACGAGACGCAGCGCCGACGGGUGCGCCAUCACAUCGACUCGCCCGAGUGGCGAUCGUGGUCGAACCCAGAGUUUCUGCUGAGCGACAAGGGCAUCCGGCUGGACGAGGUGUCCGACAGCCUCCGCGACGCCGUCAUGCAGGUGCUCCGUGCGGCCCUGUCCCCCGAGGGCUACGACAAGGCCGUGGCGGCCAUGCGAAUCAACGGCUUCCUCGGCGAGCUGGUCCAAGCCCCGGCCAUCAUGAACGAGCGCUCGUAUAACUUUGUGCUCUUCGGCGACGCACCCUCGACGACGCGGCCCUGGGGCUUCUCCCUGUACGGGCACCACCUCUGCAUCAACGCCUUCUUCUACAAGACGCAGAUGGUGCUCUCCCCCUGCUUCACAGGCGCUGAACCCAACGCCAUCGAUGCGGGGCCCUACCGGGGUACGCGUAUCCUGCACGACGAGGAGGCGCUGGGCCUGCGCCUGAUGCGCGGCCUCGCGCCCGAGAUGCGGCAUCGCGCGCAGACGUACACGCAGAUGAGGGAUCCGGCGAUGCCGCGGGGCCGCUGGAACCACGACGACCAGCGCCACCUGUGCGGCGCGUUCCGCGACAACCGCGUGGUCCCAUACGAGGGCGUAUGUCUCGGGCAUGUGCGUCCGUCGCUGCAGAAUCUCGCGAGCGACAUCAUCGCCCAGUUUCUGUUGUCCUUGCCGGCCCGCGCACGCGAGAUGCGCCUCGCACAGGCGCGCGACUGGUUCCACGAAACGUACUUUUCAUGGAUCGGGCCUUUCGAGGGCGGUACCGAUGGCGACGACGAUAACGACGACGGAGGCGGCCCAGCGUUCUACUACCGCAUCCAGAGUCCCGUUGUGCUCGUCGAGUUUGACCAUCACUCGGGCGUCUUCCUGACAAACGACCAGCCGGCCCGGUUCCAUAUCCACACGAUCCUGCGCACGCCCAACGCGGGCGACUACGGCAUGGCCCUGCGGCCGUUGGUCUCUGGCGUGCAACAGGACUUUGUGUGGGAAGGCGAAGCGAGCUGAGCGUACGUACUAUCGACAUGUGCUCUCUUUCUUCUCGGCCUGACCUUUUCGCACUCCGCCGACGUCUCGUCCAGGCCCGCCAAGAUCGCUGCUGGUGCCCCCGCGAGAGAUUCGCCUUCAAGCCGUGCAGGGGGCCUCGUCCUGAUACAGUAGUGCCACUGCGUCUUGCGGCACGUCGCCUAAUUCGAUUGACGACAUACGUAUACUGUAUACUGUACAGUAUGUAUAGACGCGAACCAUGGAUCCGGGGGUGCGGCCCCGCCCGCCCGGUAGUUGGACGCUCGGUCCACCAGUCUCCGAUUGGGGCUCCCCGAGAUCCCCCGUCAAGCGUGGAUCGUAGCCUCGGGAUGGCGUUUCAGAAAUCGCUCCACCGCCAUCGCGGCUCGCAUCCCACGUCGGGCUCGCCCACCCAUCCCCGUGGGCACAGGCGAGCUACGCGCCCCUAUUCGUAAGAAUUGUCCGAUACUCGUUCAUUCAUUUAUUAGCAAUGUCUUGGCUUUUCGAGAGUUGCUGCUUCACGGCGCACGCGAGCGUCUCGAACCAGUCCUGAUCCGGCAUUGCUGCAACAUGGCCAGGGUCGUGCCCCCAUGGAGUAGAUCAUGCAAAGCCAUCAUUAAUAGGGAGUUGGCCCUGGGCCUCUCUCCAUGAGAAUUUGUCCCGCUUAAUGCUUCAGUCAUGGAUGAGCCACAGCCAACAAUGGCAAAAGCCGAGGCCGGCCACGUCGAUGCAAGUCUUGUGUGUGUCACCCACGAGGGAGCCGAACUCACCGGCUUCCAUCGCGAGUUUUUGCUUCGCCGUUAUGCAACUGUCGAGCUGGACCCAGUGCCGUCUCCCAGUGAUGCCGACCCGCUGAACUGGUCACGGCCCAAGAAACAAUUGAACAUAUUUUUCGUUGCAUUUCAUUCCUUCAUCGGCCUCUUCACCGCGUCGGCUAUCCAGUGCACCUUCGUCUCCAUCGCCCAAGACCUCCGCGUAUCCGUGCAAGACGCAAGCUACCUCGUCUCUGUCUUCAUCGCAGUUCUCGGCGU
Messenger RNA from Purpureocillium takamizusanense, 2378 nucleotides. RefSeq lists its product as uncharacterized. The transcript is spliced from 4 exons. NCBI's taxonomy places the organism in Eukaryota, Fungi, Ascomycota, Sordariomycetes, Hypocreales, Ophiocordycipitaceae. The coding region runs from base 25 to 1350 and encodes 441 amino acids. The record is from RefSeq and is a predicted model, not a curated record.